AAUUGGAACAUAAGCCUCGCUUCAGACUGACAACAAGUAUGCAAUGGCUGACAGCCUUACAAGUCGCCGAGAGGAAAUGAAAGACUCGGCUUCUUUAAGUGAAAUUGGAUCUGACAAAGGGGACAAUUCUCAGGAAAAUAAAAAUGAGGUUUUUGAAAAUGAUUUGGGAUAUAUCGAAGAAAGAUUUCGUGUUGACAGAAAGAAAUUGGAACAAAUGCUUCAAGGAAAUUGGGAACGUAGGGAUGAAGCAGCAGAAGAUUUUUUCCAACGGGUAAAUUAUUAUUAUCAUUAUCUUCUUAUAGUUUUAAUAGAAAGUUUAUUAUUUCAUCAUAAAAAAAGCUCAUGGAACCUUUGCUGAAGUUUGCUUGGAAUA
Messenger RNA from Ruditapes philippinarum (Manila clam), 373 nucleotides. Its product is annotated as protein bicaudal C homolog 1-A-like. Lineage: Eukaryota; Metazoa; Mollusca; Bivalvia; Venerida; Veneridae. The transcript has 2 exons. Bases 44 to 358 code for a protein of 104 amino acids. The record is from RefSeq and is a predicted model, not a curated record.